UGCUCAUGGUUAAGCGACCCGGCACCGGGAUUUAUCCUUAUUGUACUUUAUUCCGUUCGUAACUCUCUCUUUCACCUAACGCCUUUGCGAUAGUUUUUUUCUUAAGCAUUUGGUGCAAGAAAUUUAUAGUUUUAAUAAAAUACUAUGCCAAAAUGAGAAUAAAAAGGAUUUUAAGAGUUUAUUUCAUUACUGAAAGUUUAAUAUUGUUUAGUGAAUGAGUGCUGUAUAUAAACAUUAAAGCAAGACCAUAACUUAAAACUAUUUAAUAAUUUUAUCACUAAAUUGGCAUUAUGAUUAUCAAUGAUUUAGUUGUUCAUAUUAUUUGUAUUAAUUAUAUUUAUUAUGUUACCGGCGCUGGCACGGAAGAGAAGACAAUUACCCAGAGCAGCGAAGCUUGUUAUCACAGAGUUGCUGCAUGUGAAGCGAACACCGGCAAUAAUCGGCCUGUCUGUGGAACGGACGGUCGAAAUUACCCAUCUAAAUGUCACCUUAUGAAAGCUCAAUGUACUGGAGACACGGUAACAAUAGCACAUAGAGGACCUUGUUCAGAGGGACAAUCUUCCUGCUUAACGGUGUUGCGGUACGCGUUAAACGCCCAAGGAGGACGUCGGGCGGCGUUCGUGCCGCGGUGCCGCGCCGACGGCACGUACGCGGCGGUGCAGUGCGCUGCCGCCGGCGCCGCUGCUGGCUGCUGGUGCGUCACUCCUGAUGGCAAACCAUUACCCGACACCUCCGUCAGAAAUGGCAGGCCAGAUUGCACCAGGACUGGAAAAUCUCAAACAAAGCGAAGGUCAUCAGUUCGGGGGCAACGUAACAAAAGAAGUUGCACCAGAAUUGAUCGUGCUCAGUUCAACGGGAAUCUAAUAAAAAUAUUCAGUGGAGAAUAUGAUCGGGCGCGGUCUGAUCAAGGGGCCGCCGCGGAUCCCCGAACUGUUGCGGACUGGAAAUUCAAGGAACUCGACAGGGAUAGAGGUGGCACACUACAGAAGUCUGAAUAUCGGGGAUUACGACGACUCAUUAAAAAGGUGGUUAAGCCGAAGAGAUGCGCUCGUGCAUGGACUCGCGGCUGUGACGCGGAUGGUGACAGCGAGAUAGCCCGCGCGGAAUGGACCGCUUGCCUUCUGGCCAACCCCGAGCCACCCGCACCGGACUACGACGAUAGCGGACCAGAGCCGGAGCCAGACUAUAAUGAAGAGGAGCCGCCGCCGGACCCCAGCUCUGUGUUACCCGGCAUUAUGAGGAACUCGUUUGCACCGGACGGCUCCGCUGCCAGAGAGGACGAAGCGAACGACUGUCUCACAGACCGCCAGGCCGUGCUAGAUGAGCAGAAAGCGGGUAGUGCGGUGCUCUAUGUACCAGAGUGCAUGGGCGACGGACGGUAUGCCAGGGCGCAAUGUUACCGCUCUACCGGGUACUGCUGGUGCGUACAUCAGGAUACCGGAAAGCCUAUACCGGGCUCCUCGGUUAAGGACAAGAAACCCGACUGCGAUGCGGCUCCUCAACACGCCAGUCCUAUGAGAGGUUGUCCUGAACCUAUGAAAACCAAUUUCCUGCGUGACUUGUUGGGUUUCUUCACGUCGAAAAUGACGACUUCGAUCAACGGCACCGGACCGGGAGAUAUGGUGAAAUGGGGAGCUUCGAAAGAGGAACAGGCGGCGACGUGGACGUACGUCAUGUUAGAUAAGGAUAAAAAUAAGGCCCUGGAGAGACGAGAGUGGAAGGCGUUCCAUCAGCUCAUAUCGAACGUGGAGCCUCUGAGGAGAUGCGGCCGGAAACUACCACGAUACUGCGAUGUAAACCACGACUCAAAAAUCAGUAUUACCGAAUGGAUGGCUUGUUUGGAAGUUAAUCAAGUAUCGCACGGACAUACGACCGAAGCCACGAAAGUACCUUCUAAUCCGAGGAGAAAAGGACCAAAUCCUUUAGAAUCGAUUCUCAAAGCGGACGACUAGAUAGAAGAAAUCUUAUAAAAGAAAUUCUCUUCGUUUCUUUCAGAUUACG
Messenger RNA from Vanessa atalanta (red admiral), 2001 nucleotides. RefSeq names its product SPARC-related modular calcium-binding protein 1 (gene magu). Gene Ontology annotation, biological process: extracellular matrix organization. Gene Ontology annotation, molecular function: protein binding; heparin binding; extracellular matrix binding. Gene Ontology annotation, cellular component: basement membrane. The coding region runs from base 291 to 1952 and encodes 553 amino acids. The record is from RefSeq and is a predicted model, not a curated record. Lineage: Eukaryota; Metazoa; Arthropoda; Insecta; Lepidoptera; Nymphalidae. The transcript is spliced from 12 exons.